AUGCUCUUUUUUCUUUUUCGUUGUCCAUUGUUCUUUCUUUCUUUCUUUCUUUCUUUCUUUCUUUCUGCUCUUCACCGGUUUUUCUUUCUUUCUUUCUUUCUGUGUUUCUUCGUUUGUUUGUUUGUUUGUUUCAUUGUUUCUUUGUAUGUCACUUUGUUCCUUAAUCGUUCUUUCUUUCUUUCUUUCUUUCUUUCUUUCUUUCUUUCAGCUCUUCACCGGUUUUUCUUUCUUUCUUUCUUUCUGUGUUUCUUCGUUUGUUUGUUUGUUUGUUUCAUUGUUUCUUUGUAUGUCUCUUUGUUCCUUAAUCGUUCUUUCUUUCUUUCUUUCUUUCUUUCUUUCUUUCUUUCUUUCUUUCUUGUUCCUUCAUCGGUCUUUCUUUCUUUCUUUCAGCUCUUUACCAGUUUUUCUUUUUUGCUUCGCUGUUUAUUUCUUUCUUUCUUUGUUUCUUCGUUUGUUUGUAUUUUGUUUCUUUGUUUGUUUCUUUGUCCCUUCAUCGGUCUUUCUUUCUUUCUUUCUUUCUUUCUUUCUUUCUUUCUUUCAGCUCUUCACUCAACCCAUCGGUUUUAUUUUCUGAAUAUCUUCAACGCUGUAUUUUAUUUCUUCGUGUUCAUCGCACUUUCUUUCUUUCUUUCUUUCUUUCUUUCUUUCUUUCUUUCUUUCUUUCUUUUUGAAGUUGUUCAGGGCUCUUUUUCUUCUAUCCUUUUGCCCUUUCCGCCAACGCAACUUUCUAUUUCUGCUCUCGUUCAUCUAAAUUUAUUCUCUCUCUUUCUUUAUCUCAAUUUUUUUUAUUUUCUGUAA
This is a messenger RNA of Acanthosepion pharaonis, 798 nucleotides long. Lineage: Eukaryota; Metazoa; Mollusca; Cephalopoda; Sepiida; Sepiidae. The record is from the annotation of a GenBank genome assembly.